Molecule: messenger RNA, 1194 nt
Organism: Letharia lupina
Lineage: Eukaryota; Fungi; Ascomycota; Lecanoromycetes; Lecanorales; Parmeliaceae
Exons: 4
Coding region: 1-1194 (397 amino acids)
Biological process (GO): mRNA processing; regulation of mRNA splicing, via spliceosome
Cellular component (GO): spliceosomal complex
Molecular function (GO): RNA binding
Source: RefSeq, a predicted model, not a curated record
AUGGCUUCGAGUGUGGAUGCAAAGCUGCUCAAGUCGACAAAGUUCCCAGCAGAGUUCAGUCAGAAGGUUGACAUGCAGAAGGUCAAUGUCGAAGUCAUGAAGAAAUGGAUCGCUGGCAAGAUUUCCGACAUACUUGGGAAUGAGGAUGAUGUUGUUAUUGAGCUCUGCUUCAAUUUACUCGAAGGUUCACGUAAUCCUGAUAUCAAAGUGCUACAAAUCCAGCUUACAGGGUUUCUCGACAAGGAUACUGCCAAAUUCUGCAAAGAGUUAUGGUUGCUCUGCCUCAGCGCUCAGAGCAACCCCCAAGGCGUGCCCAAGGAAUUGCUAGAGGCCAAGAAGCUAGAAUUGAUACAAGAGAAGGUAGGAUUGAUGCUGAAAAGGCUGCUGAGGAGGCACAACGCCGCAAAGAACAAGAGCGACAGCGAGAUCGAAACAUUGAUAACAUCAGGCAACGAGAGAGGGGUGAACGAGGAGGCCGUGGCCGGGGCAGAGGCGAUAGGGGAGGCUAUCGUGAUUUCGAUAGGCGUCCUACACGAGAUUCAAGGUCUCCACCUCCCAGACGCCGAAGCCCACCACCUGGCUUCCGUGGUCCUCCUCCCCCACGUGAGACUGAUACAUACAUUCCACCUAGCCGAGGUGGCCGUCGUUCAGAUGACAGGCGACGCCGGUCGCCUUCUCCUAGAAGAUCGCCUUCCUACUCGCGGUCCCGGUCUAGAACUCCACCACGUCGAAGAUACAAAGACGACGAUCCUCCAAGACCACGCCGUCGAUAUACUCCAAGCCAAUCUCGGACUCCUCCACGACGGACUUAUGGCAGAGAUAGAGGUCAGAGGGUUCGGGGACGUGGUGAUGAUCGAGCAAGAUCCUACACACCUUCAGAUACCUCUCGCUCACGUUCCCCCAGACGAAAAAGACGCUCCCCUUCCCUGUCGUCUCGUAGUCCUACACCACCUUCAAGAGCCAGACAUUAUGGCCGAAGACGGCGUUCGUCAUCUCCAUCGAGUUCUCGCUCAACAAGCAGGGACCGAAAACCUGCGGGCAGAUCCAGAAAAUCACUUUCCUAUGACAGUGAUGACAGAAGGAGUCGCGCUGAUUAUCGAAAGGGACCAAGACAUCAUCAUGACCAGCAUCGCAGCCCCAGCCCCAGCGGUAGCCACAGCAAAGAACGACUUUCUCCUGCUCCUGCACCAUUAG